Molecule: messenger RNA, 1995 nt
Organism: Colletotrichum aenigma
Lineage: Eukaryota; Fungi; Ascomycota; Sordariomycetes; Glomerellales; Glomerellaceae
Exons: 2
Coding region: 1-1995 (664 amino acids)
Source: RefSeq, a predicted model, not a curated record
AUGGCCGAAACCGCGAGCAACGCCGACUCGAACCAACAGAAACUGGGCGCCCCCAAGGACAAGAACUGUCAAUAUUGUGGCCAGGCGUUCACCUCCUCCUCUCUCGGCCGACAUCUCGAUCUCUACAUCAAGGAGAAGAACCCCAAGCCCCCCGAUGGAAUCCACGAUGUCGAAGCGAUCAGGCGCGUGAGAGGAGGCAUCACACGGAGACAGCCCAGGGGUUCCACAGGCGGUAGGAACGUCUCAACCCCGGCUGGCACACCGAGACCUGCGCCGGCCAAGCGCGAUGCCACCAUAGACUCCGAGCCGCAGAAGUCUCCCGCCCUUCCAAAGGACGGUCAAUAUGCUGUUGACUCCACGCUGAGCAAGUAUCCCUGGACCCCUUCAUGGGAGGCCACUGGCGUGAUCAACAACAUUCCCCCCAACGGCGAAACCGCCAACUCCACGGACGGGGAGGGCAGCCAGAAUGCUGGAAAGAGACAGAGACAAGUGAGCAAGCAGGUCAUGCAAAAGGCAAAUUUCGAUCAGAAGCACAAGCUCGCCGACGCCAUGGACAAUGCGCGCGCGGCGGAGCUCGCUUUCAGAGAGCUCUACAGUUCACUGAGAGCUGCAAAGCAACAUAUCGACAAUAACUCCAUGCCUUUUGACUUUGAUCCGCUUGCCCUGGACUUUCCUGCAUUAACACUGCAAUGUCUCGCCUCUCCGCCCACCCUUUUUUCCUCAACCCAGCAUCCCACAUCUACUUCCUGGUCUGUGCAGUCGCCAGGCCAAAGAGAGUAUGAUGCAUUGCGGGCUUUCUUCCAGGAAGAGUUCAGCAACUGGAAGAUCAAGUGCGCGACUGCUACCACGGCAGCAGUGGAGGAGCUGACGUACCCUCCCCGAGAUGGACCCUACCGGGACGCUCGUGAGGCUGUUAAGAAGGCCGAAAAGUCUGCCGAGAACCUUGAGAAGCAGGUCACCGAACACUUGCAGUCGGCAUUCACUGUCUGGAACUCUCUGCCCGUCCAGAGGCGUAACGAACUAUGGCUUUUGGAAAUGGCGAGGAGUGUGGGCAGAAAGCAGACGGAGAUCAGCAAGAUGAAAGACGCGCAACACAAGUUGGAGCAGGAAAACGCUCACUUGAAGUCUCAGAUCGACCAGCUAAAUCGCCUACAACAACCACGGGAGUUCAAGCUUUUCGCCCCUACCAUGAUACCCUUUGACCGUCACCACAUAGCCCACGUGUUGGAGAAUGGUGUUAGCGGCAUCGGCCGCAGUGUUGGUUUGCGCCUGGAGGACAGGCAUUCGGACAUCAACGAAGUUGUUGAAAAGAGUAUUGGACGAUGGAAGACUGUCAUCGCAUCAUCUCGUGUCGCCAGUAACGGUAUGAAUGCGCAGAGAUCUUUGGACCAGACGAACAGCAACACACCCACCCCGACCCCGACUCCCCAACAGCAACAGCAACAACUCCAGCAGCAGUCACAGCAACAAUUGCAGCCGCAACCUCCUCAGCAGCAGCAACAGCAACAGCAGCAGCAACAACAACAGGUUCAGCAGCAGGUGCAACAGCAGAUGCAGCAACAGGUCCAGCAGCAGCCUAUUGCUGUACAGCGGCAAUCGACAACAAGCACCAACGGCCUUAGUGACCAAGGUGCAUCGAUCAGCGGUCCGCCUUCGAUCGACGAGAACAGCGAUCAGGAUGCUGAUGCCGAUGCCGAUGCCGACGCAGAGAUGGAGGAUGAUGACAGUUUCGCAGUCAUGAACACGCCAACCACAAAACCCAUGCAGCCGGUGCAACGACAAGCCACUCUCGAUGUUCCUCGGACGAGACCGGUGCAGAGGGGUGCGAGUGACGCGCGGUUCGUGCAGCAGAACGGAAAUCCGAAUGCGAAUCGGGGCGCAAUCAACAUGAGUCGGUCAAUGCCCAAUAUGCAGGCCACGAUGCAGGCCAUGCACGGCGGCGACAUGGGAAUGGUAAUGUCCCAGGUACGGGGGGAUCCGAUGUAUAUGGAUUGA